Gigantopelta aegis is the source of this 2682-nucleotide messenger RNA. RefSeq lists its product as uncharacterized. The transcript has a single exon. The coding region runs from base 1 to 2682 and encodes 893 amino acids. Lineage: Eukaryota; Metazoa; Mollusca; Gastropoda; Neomphalida; Peltospiridae. The record is from RefSeq and is a predicted model, not a curated record. Gene Ontology annotation, biological process: DNA replication. Gene Ontology annotation, molecular function: DNA binding; nucleotide binding; DNA-directed DNA polymerase activity.
AUGUCGUGCCGUCACUGCCACGUGACCUGUCGAUCUAUGGAUUGCUUUCAACGUCACAAACAACAGAAACGAGACAAGAAGGGACGCUCCAUCCCCUCCAAGUGUGAGAGUUUUUGGAAAUGCACCAUCUGCAAAAAAGUACUUGACAGAAGCGAGAGGGAUCCACAACUCCACAACUGCGGGGAAUGGAAAUGUCCUUGUUGCAACAACUAUGUGGACCAAGGUCAUCUUUGUUACCAGCCUCCAAAAGAAAUCAACGACGUCCACGCCAAAUUCAUAUUUUACGACUUUGAAUGCUGCCAGGACGAAUUACUUCGAUGCAAAGAUGGUUACCUGCCCAGUGGAGUCUGUCCCACCUGCCCAGGAGACAACUGCAGUCAUCAGUCUCGCUGUCAACAUUGCCAGCAAUCAUGGUGUGGGAAACAACAACAUGUCCCAAACUAUUUGGUGGCACAGACGGCCUGUGAAGCUUGCAAACACCUGCCUGUCACAGAAACAUCCAAAUGCCAUGAAUGCGGGUCGAGAUGUCCCUGUUGCAGUCAACGCGACAAGAAGAAACAGUACCUGAAAAUACCAUGUGAGCAAACCUGUGGAUUCCGUCAAGUCAUCUUUCAAGGCGAUGGAGCUCACAUCCAGUUUUGUCAGUGGCUCUUCCAAAAUCACCACAAAGAUGUCACAGCUAUCGCGCACAACAACAAGGCCUAUGACGCUUAUUUGCUGCUAGAGUACAUGAUUGACCAGUCCAUGUACCCUCAAAAAAUCAUAUACAAUGGCUCGAAAAUCAUGUACCUGCAAGUGGAGAGGGGGCUUAACAUCCGGAUUAUCGACAGCUUGAAUUUUCUGCCCAUGAAGCUGGCUGCUUUCCCAAAAGCCUUUGGACUGACGGAAUUGAAGAAAGGAUACUUUCCCCAUUAUUUCAACACCCAAGCACAUCAAAACUACUGUGGACCAUUUCCAGAACCAGAAAUGUAUGGUGUCAACUUUAUGGGAUCCAAGGAGAGAUCCGAAUUUCUGAUGUGGCAUGCUGAGCAACAGGGAGUGUUCGACUUUGAGAAAGAAAUGAAGGCAUACUGUGUGUCAGAUGUCGCCGUUCUCAGAGAAGCCUGCCUUACAUUUCAAGCUCUGAUGCUGAAAGCUACUGGCGAAAAACAGAUCGAUCUCGACACCAAAGCAGUCAACUACAUAAACGGCAUCGACCCUUUUGCCCAGUACAUCACCAUCGCCUCGGUAUGCAUGGGCAUCUUUCAGAGUAAAUUUCUGAAAGAAUACCAGCAUGUUAAACUCACAAAUGGACGACAGAUCACGGACUGGAUGACGGUCAGAGAAGAGUUGAGAGAUCGUGGAAUGACUGUAGCUGAAUCGGAAACCGUACCCAGCCCCAUUGCUCAAGUUCCAAGCAGUGGCUAUACAAGAAAGGAUAUAUUCAGCAAAGUGUCCAUCCAGUGGUUGAAAUGGUUUCAACACCGACAUGGAGACAAAUACCAGAUACAACAUGCUCUGAAUGGUGGGGAACAUCUGGUACCAGGAACUCACUACCGUUUGGAUGGAUAUUGUGCUACAACAAACACUGCAUUCGAGUUCCAUGGCUGUUUGUGGCACGGUUGUCGACACUGCUUCCCACACGAGCGUUCUACCACAACACAUCCAAGAACCAAUCAAUCCAUUGAAGAACUGUAUGCCUUGACGUGUAGAAAGAGGGAAGUUUUGAAAGUCAAGGGAUACAAAGUCAUCGAGAUGUGGGAACAUCAAUUCCAAGAUCAUCUGAAAUCAAAUCUUGAGAUGAAGCACUUUGUGACUUCAUUGGAUCUACAAGACCGACUAGAUCCUAGAGACUCUUUCUUUGGAGGAAGAACCAAUGCAAGCAAAUUGCAUUACAAAAUCAAAGAAGGGGAAGAAAUUAAGUAUGUGGAUUUUACGUCUCUCUAUCCCUGGGUCAACAAGUAUUGCCGGUAUCCCGUGGGACAUCCUGAAAUCGUACAAACGGAUUUCAAGCCUUUGGAUCACUACUUUGGCAUUGCCAAGGUGAAAGUGGCAUCACCCAGAAAACUUUAUCAUCCCGUCCUACCCUACCGUUCCAAUGGAAAACUAAAGUUCCCACUGUGUAGAAGCUGUUCAGACCAAGAAUUGCAAACAAAAUGUCACCAUUCUGACGAAGAGAGGAGUAUCAUUGGAACCUGGUGUAUACCUGAAAUCCUUAAAGCCAUGGAAAAGGGGUAUCGAGUCAUCAGAGUCUAUGAAGUUUACAACUGGCCUGAAACAAUGCAGUAUGAGCCAACAACACACGAGGGUGGCCUCUUUGCAGACUAUAUUAACACCUUCCUCAAGCUGAAGCAAGAAGCCAGUGGAUGGCCCGAAUGGUGUGUCACAGAGGAAGACAAAAACCAAUACAUCAGACAGUACAGAGACAAAGAGGGCAUACAGCUGGACCAAGACAAAAUUGUAAAGAACCCUGGGCUUCGUUCGUUAGCCAAGCUGUGUCUGAACAGUUUCUGGGGGAAAUACGGCCAACGUCUGAACAUGAAACAAUCUGCCUUCAUUCACGAAAACAAUGCAGACGUUUUCUUCCAGAUGUUGGCAAAUCCUACCAAAAAUAUCAUCGAUUUCCAGGUGUUGACAGAGUCCAUUUUACAGCUGGAAUAUCAACACAAGUCCACCUUCAUCCCAGAAGAUUUAAAAAACUAA